AUGCCAAUGUUCCUGAUCCACCCCCACCCACCCACCUUCUCUGACCCCUGUGCAUACAUCAGACCAUCCGCCGCCGCCGCCGCCGCCGCCGCCUCCUCGCUGUUUGGAGAAGACCUCCACGAGUCCAGAGCAGGCAGAAGCCAUGCACUCAGCUUUGCCAGUACCUUUUAUGGGAAAUCCUUCCUAGAGAUGGAUAUCGUCAAGGAUGGGAAAUCGGACGCGUUUGAGGGGAAACGCAGAAAAGAGGAGUUCAGUCCUCCUGUCGAGCCUGUGGUGGAUAUAAAAACCGAGGACCCGGACCGACCCAAGCCCCGGAGACGCAGGAAGCCGCGGGUCCUCUUCUCCCAGGCGCAGGUGUACGAGCUGGAGCGCCGCUUCAAGCAGCAGAGGUACCUGUCCGCCCCGGAGAGGGACCACCUGGCCGGGGUGCUCAAACUCACCCCGACCCAGGUGAAGAUCUGGUUCCAGAACAGGAGGUACAAGUGCAAGCGGCAGAGGCAGGACCAGAGCCUGGAGAUGGUGUCUCUGCCGCCGCCUAGGAGGGUUUCGGUGCCGGUGCUGGUGCGGGACGGGAAGCCUUGCCUGGCGGCAGACACAGCCAACUACAACCCCUCCUACAGCAUGGGUCACAUCAACCACUUCACUUAUAACAACUAUCCAGCCUUCAGUAACUACACCAGCCCCGGCUGCAACACAAACUAUGCGUGCAGCUACCCUGCAGCCACGAUGCAAACCAUGCAGGGAUCCUCCAACAACGGGAAUUACAUGAACUUUGGGGUAGGGGAGCUGAAUAAUGUGCAGAACACAUUUCCCUCCAGCAAUGGAGUGUCCUCACUACAUGGCAUUAGGACAUGGUGAACACGGGACCGUGUAUCAAAUACCCGCGUUACCUACUCAGUCUAACGGGAUGCUUUUUCUGACUGCAUGCAUUUUUAAACGUGUCAAGACACUGCGGAGUUUUUAUGUAGCUUCUCUUAUAUUUAAUGACUGACUUGUGGUGGUUUUUUCGUUUUUGUUUUCAGCACCGGUUUUUGCCUGAAUAGCUACAUUUGCAUCUAUUUUCGUGACAUUAGCGCACAGACAUGUAAUUUAAGAGAAAAUUAAAAAAAAAAAAAAAAAAAAAGUUUUGUUAAAGUUUAAAUUUGCCCCAACAUUUUCUCUCUUUUUUUUCAUUUUUAUUUCUAUAAAAAUCAGACAGUAUGUGGUGGACGAUGUAAAAUACAGCCUCGUAGCAAUUUAUUAUAUGGAAAAUGAUUAAUUCAAUAUAGGCUCUUAUUAUUAUUGUUGUUGUUAUUAUUAUUAUUAUUAUUGUUAUCCUUGAUAUUAUUAUUAUUAUUAUUUCUGCCUUGCAAGUAUUUAAUUUGUAUUACUUAAAGCUGAAGUUGGCUCUGGCUGUUAAUUUCUAAAUCGUUAAAAAUACACUCAGAAAAAUAAAAAAUAUCAGAAAACCAUUAGGCCUACAGUAUAUAAAUAGUAUGUCAUAGUGAACUACAGCUAUGACAAUACAAAAUCCAUGCCUCUGGCCCUUUUAAUGGUUGAGUUGGCUAUAGAUCCACGUGAAGGAGCCUAACAUCUGUACAACCCUCAUAUGGUUUGUGUCUGCUUAAAAUGUUCAAGUGGCUAUUAGGAAGCUUCCUUCAAUAUGCUCAGAUGGGGCUAAAAGGUAGUUAAAAGUUUACACUUUUUACAGCCCACUGUCUGCCACAUGUAAACUAUACACGUGUUUAAAAGUUGCUGGGACAGAGAUGGCUGGGAGCCAUGACCUUGACAUGUAUUAAAUGUUUAAAAGCAGGUUAUAAUGGGGAAAUGCUUGUUACUAAUUCUAUGGCAUGUAUAAAUUCUCAUGUACGAGGAUUGAAUUGCGCGUGCAAGCAAUUUCUACACAGAUAUGAGCCAUUCUCAAAGUCACCAUCCUUUUCUCUGUGCUUGUAAAUACCAAGACAUCCGAGAUAUUAACCUGAUCUGAAAGAUAUUCGUCUAUUUUCGGACAGUACAGUUGAUUAUUAAAAGCUACCUUUUUGGAAUGUUGCUGAGUCAUUACUGUGUUUCCUUUGGGAAAUCUGAAUAGACUAAAUUUAACUUUAACUGCACAGAUAAUUUAAGCACUCGUUAACUAACUGAACAAAGCUGUGUCCAACUGUAAAAUUUUGCUUCAUGAAUGUGGAGUUACUGAGAUUCCUGUUGGCUGUUUGGUUCCUGUGUUUACACCACCGGUUUGGUGCUGUGUAAGCUCCCCGGAGGUCUCAGCCCACUUGUCCCGAUACCAAACCCAAACACUUGAUUGACACUAUCACGGUGCUAAAUACAAGAAUAGUCCAAUUUGCUUGACAGAGAGCCAGAGGCCUCAUCUAAGUGUGUAGUUAUAUGAACAGGCUAGGAACUGGCUCUGCCCAACUGCCACCACUUUACAAGAGUAAGAGAUGCUUAGGCAUC
Molecule: messenger RNA, 2433 nt
Organism: Xiphias gladius (swordfish)
Lineage: Eukaryota; Metazoa; Chordata; Actinopteri; Istiophoriformes; Xiphiidae
Gene: nkx2.5
Product: NK2 homeobox 5
Exons: 3
Coding region: 1-858 (285 amino acids)
Biological process (GO): cell differentiation; regulation of transcription by RNA polymerase II
Cellular component (GO): nucleus
Molecular function (GO): DNA-binding transcription factor activity, RNA polymerase II-specific; RNA polymerase II cis-regulatory region sequence-specific DNA binding
Source: RefSeq, a predicted model, not a curated record